This is a messenger RNA of Oppiella nova, 773 nucleotides long. Lineage: Eukaryota; Metazoa; Arthropoda; Arachnida; Sarcoptiformes; Oppiidae. The record is from the annotation of a GenBank genome assembly.
AUGUUUUGGAUUCAUGGCGGAGCCCUCUAUCUCGGGUCAUCAUUUCAAUACCAAUACAACGGCAGUGCACUGGCAGCUCAUGAUGUGGUGGUUGUGUCCAUGAACUAUAGCAUUGAAUUAUCUCAGUUUGGGUUCCUAUACGGCGACGAUGAGACCGCUCCCGGAAAUUUAGGAUUUUAUGACCAGUUAUUAGCUCUCAAAUGGGUGAGAGAAAACAUUCACAAAUUUGGAGGGGAUAGGGAUCAGAUCACUAUAUUUGGUCAGAGCGCCGGCGGUUGGUCCGUAUCGGUCCAGUUAUUCUCUCCCCUUUCGAAAGGCCUGUUUAAGAGGGCUAUUAUGGAAAGUGGUGCCCAUAUGUUCAAUAAGGACAGGGAUGUUAAGAGUAAAAGUGAAGCCUUUGCUGAGGCUAAACAAAUGGCAAAGCAUUUGAAUUGUAGUGAAAAUGAAUGGUUAGAGUGUUUGCGGAAAGUGGGUGCAGAGGACUUGAAUGAAGUCCAAUUGAGUAUGACUGUGGCCACACUCGACACGGAAUACCUCCCGGUGUCAGCACUUAAAGCGUUUCAAACACAAAAAUUUAAUAAGGAUCUAGACAUAAUGGCAGGUGUGGCCGCACACGAGGGCUAAAGUCUUUUAAAUAGUAUACUUCAAGAGAUACCCCACAACCUCACGGAAUCCCAAUUCAAACAAAUGGUUCAGGGUUAUGAUUCUAUAUUUCACGAAUUGAAUGCAACGGCUAUUACGGAAUUUUAUAUGAGCAAUAUUAACAAAAGUGA